AUGUGGACUAGUGUAGAGUCCUGGUCUUACUUCUACUCGGUCAACCCAAUGACAUGGGAUGAUGCACGAAGCUGGUGCCAGGAGCACUACACAGACAUGGUGGCCAUCCAGAACCAGGAGGAGCUUGAGCAUCUUAAUAGCUGGCUGCCCAAGAAAAACGGCUACUACUGGAUUGGGAUUCGUAGGGUUAAUAAUGUCUGGACCUGGGUAGGAACCAACAAGCCUCUGACUAAAGAAGCAACCAACUGGGCAAAAGGAGAACCGAACAAUAACGAGGGUGACAAAAAUACAGGCAUGCAUGAGGAUUGUGUGGAGAUGUACAUUAAAAGGGAUAAAGAACCAGGCAAGUGGAAUGACGAGAGAUGUGUUAAAAGAAAGACUGCUCUGUGCUACACAGCGGCUUGUAAGAUUGACUCCUGUUUCCAUGGAGAGUGUGUUGAAACCAUCAACAGCCACAAAUGUGAUUGCUUUGAAGGUUUUUUUGGAAACAAGUGUGACCAAGUUGUGCAGUGUAACAAAGGUGAAGUGAUUGUUCCAGAUAAAGGACAUGUAAAUUGCUCUCACAAGCAUGGCAGCUUCACCUAUGACUCCUUGUGUCAGUAUUCCUGUGAGGAAGGAUACAAGCUGAGUGUGCCAGGACCUUUGAGUUGUACUUCCUUAGGAAAAUGGUCAGAAAAACCCCCUACAUGUGAAAUGAUUCAGUGUGAGAAGAUGUCAGAGCCUACACAUGGAUCCAUGAAAUGCUCCGAUCCUCUGGGCUCAUUCAGCUAUCAGUCCACCUGUACUUUUACCUGUGAUGAAGGUUAUGUACUGUCUGGAUCUCCAUCUCUGAAAUGUGAAUCAUCAGGAAAUUGGAAUGCAUCCCAGCCAUACUGUGUUGCUGUCCAGUGCCCUGCUCUGCAAAACUUGACAAAUGGCUUUGUCAGCUGUGGAGAAGAUGCUGAUAUGAGGUUCAGCUACAAAAACACCUGCAGCUUCAGUUGUGACCAAGGUUACCAUUUAGUGGGAGCCAGUAGAGUGACCUGCACAUCAGGAGGUACAUGGAAUCAGCAGAUUCCUCACUGUGAAGCCAUCCUUUGCCAGAAUCCAGAGAGAGAAGCUCCCCUCAUCAUGCAGUGCAGUGAAUCUGUGACCGAACUGCGACCAAACUCCACCUGCAGCUUCAGCUGUGAAGAAGGUUUUGAACUGCAGGGAGCAAACACCAUCAAGUGUUCUGAGGACGGACAGUGGAAUAAAAUCAUACCUACAUGCAAAGCAAAAGGAUGUCCUGCUCCAGAGGUCCCAACAAAUGGUCAGAUAAGCUGCAGCCCUUCUCUGUCUUCAUUUCUUAGUCAUGAGACACCCCAUCCACUUGGCAUGCUUUGUAAUUUUACAUGUGAUGAAGGACAUGAGCUGCAAGGUGCACACAGCAUGGAGUGUACACAUCCAGGCCAAUGGACCUCCAAAUCACCAACCUGCACAGCUGUUCGAUGCCCGUUGCUUGAGGCUCCUGAAAACGGUCACAUCAGUUGCUCCAGCACUGAGUCAGUUUACAACUCUCAGUGCUCCUUCACCUGUGACCAAGACUACUCAUUAGAAGGACCUGAGCUGCUGACAUGUGAUCAUCAUGGCAACUGGACUGGAGAGAAACCCACCUGUCAAGCCAUCCUUUGCCAGAAUCCAGAGAGAGAAGCUCCCCUCAUCAUGCAGUGCAGUGAAUCUGUGACUGAACUGCGACCAAACUCCACCUGCAGCUUCAGCUGUGAAGAAGGUUUUGAACUGCAGGGAGCAAACACCAUCAAGUGUUCUGAGGACGGACAGUGGAAUAAAAUCAUACCUACAUGCAAAGCUGUUACAUGUUUGUUGCUUGAGGCUCCUGAAAACGGUCACAUCAGUUGCUCCAGCACUGAAUCAGUUUACAACUCUCAGUGCUCCUUCACCUGUGACCAAGACUACUCAUUAGAAGGACCUGAGCUGCUGACAUGUGAUCAUCAUGGCAACUGGACUGGAGAGAAACCCACCUGUCAAGCCAUCCUUUGCCAGAAUCCAGAGAGAGAAGCGCCCCUCAUCAUGCAGUGCAGUGAAUCUGUGACUGAACUGCGACCAAACUCCACCUGCAGCUUCAGCUGUGAAGAAGGUUUUGAACUGCAGGGUGCAAACACCAUCAAGUGUUCUGAGGACGGACAGUGGAAUAAAAUCAUACCUACAUGCAAAGCUGUUACAUGUUUGUUGCUUGAGGCUCCUGAAAACGGUCACAUCAGUUGCUCCAGUACUGAAUCAGUUUACAACUCUCAGUGCUCCUUCACCUGUGACCAAGACUACUCAUUAGAAGGACAUGAGCUGCUGACAUGUGAUCAUCAUGGCAACUGGACUGGAGAGAAACCCACCUGUCAAGAUCCUGCUCCAGUUGCAGCUGUUACUGCUGGUGUUGCCACAGGAGGGAUUGCCUUCCUAUCUGGUGUGCCUAUGGCUAUGUGGAUCUUUAAAAAACUGAAGAAAUCAAACAAGCUUGAACAGAUGUCAGUUGAUGUAAGACAAAACUCGCAUUGUAACGCACUAAUAGCUACGCUGAUUGUGUUUGCUGUAGACUUGAGUAGUAGGAGAGGAGGUGCGCAGGCAUGGACAUACAACUACAGCACUGGUGUAAACCAGAACUGGUACGAGGCUCGCAAGUGGUGCCAGAAGUACUUCACGGAUAUGGUUGCCAUUCAGAACCAAGAGGAGACUAAUUUCCUGAAUGAUCUGCUACCAUUUAAUCCAAAAUAUUAUUGGAUAGGGAUUCACAGAGUGGCUGGAUUGUGGACCUCGGUAAACACCAGUCAGAGUGUACCUGAAGAGGCUCAAAACUGGGCAUCAGCAGAGCCAGAUACCAUACCCGGUCAGGACUGUGUGGAGAUAUACAUUAAGAGGGCGAGAGACACAGCCAAGUGGAACAAUGAGAACUGCAAUAAGUUGAAAGGAGCUGUCUGCUACACUGCCUCUUGCAAACAUGAGUCUUGUAGUGCUCAUGCAGACUGUGUGGAAAGCAUUGGAAGCCACAUCUGCAAGUGCCAUCCUGGUUUCCGAGGCCUACACUGUGAAGAGGCGAUCACAUGCAAACCUUUUCCGCAUCCAGAUCAAGGCUCUCACCGCUGUUCUAAUCCCUAUGGGUCUAAUCAUUUUAACUCUUCCUGCCAUUUUCUCUGUGAAGCUGGAUUUCGGUUAAUAGGCGCGCCUCAACUGAUUUGCCAAGCCAAUGGGCUCUGGAACCACCCUGUUCCUCUGUGUCAAGUUGCACAGUGUCCGAAUUUGAAAUACACCAACUUCAGUGCGAGUAGCAUGAACUGCAACCACCCCAUCGCACCCUUCAGCUACAACUCAACCUGUGAGUUCAGUUGUGAUGAAGGCUAUGAACUGAUUGGGCAGAACCAGAUCAUCUGUGACCACACUGGCCAAUGGACAGCCACUGUUCCAGUAUGUACAGUGAGAAAAUGCUCCCCAGUUUUCUCUCCUGCUAUGGGCCACAUGACCUGCGUUGACCCUGUGGAGCCUUUCUCUUAUGGCUCAUGGUGUAACUUCACCUGCAAGGAGGGUUACUAUUUAACUGGGGACAAGGUACUCAGCUGUCUGACCUUGGGACAGUGGAGCAAGCCUACACCUACAUGUACAGUGGUACAGUGCAACAGUCUUCAGGCUCCACCUCAUGCCUAUCUGCAAUGCCAAGACCCUAUAAACAAGCACAGCUACACCUCAAUAUGCACUGUUCAGUGUGAAGAAGGAUUUGAUCUAAUUGGUACAAAUGUGACAAAAUGUUCUUCACAGGGUAACUGGAGUCAUGCACUUCCUGUUUGCCUGGCUAAGAGAUGUACUCCAAUUAGUUCUCCUUCUCAUGGCUCCAUAUCAUGUUCUGACCCAAAUGGUUCCUUCAGUUUUGGUUCUCAGUGCACAAAAACAUGUGAUGAGGGCUUUCUGCAGAAUGGGACGUCCAGCACUGAGUGCACCUCCAUGGGCAUGUGGAGUACAGACAUUCCACCUUGCUUGGCUAAGAAAUGCCCCACACUGAACUCUCCUGCUCACGGAUCCAUAAUUUGCUCUGAUCUUCAUGGAGAGUUCAGUUUUGGUUCUCGUUGCACGACAAUGUGUGAUGAAGGUUUUAUCUUAAAUGGGACUGCUGUCACUGAGUGCACGGCUAUGAGCAACUGGAGCACAGACAUCCCACAUUGCUUGGCUAAGAAAUGCCCCACACUGAACUCUCCUGCUCACGGAUCCAUAAUUUGCUCUGAUCCUCAGGGAGAGUUCAGUUUUGGUUCUCGUUGCACGACAACGUGUGAUGAAGGAUUUGUGCUGAAUGGGACAGCUGACACCGAGUGCACGGCUAUGAGCAACUGGAGUACUGACAUACCUCAAUGUCUGGCUAGACGGUGUCCCACUCUGAACUCACCCUCUCAUGGGUCCUUAGUCUGCUCUAAUCCCCACAGAGAGUACAGUUUUGGUUCUCGGUGCACAUCAACAUGUGAUGAGGGCUUUCUGCAGAAUGGGACGUCCAGCACUGAGUGCACCUCCAUGGGCAUGUGGAGUACAGACAUUCCACCUUGCUUGGCUAAGAAAUGCCCCACACUGAACUCUCCUGCUCACGGAUCCAUAAUUUGCUCUGAUCCUCAUGGAGAGUUCAGUUUUGGUUCUCGUUGCACGACAAUGUGUGAUGAAGGUUUUAUCUUAAAUGGAACAGGUGACACCGAGUGCACGGCUAUGAGCAACUGGAGCACUGACAUCCCACAUUGCUUGGCUAAGAAAUGCCCCACACUGAACUCUCCUGCUCACGGAUCCAUAAUUUGCUCUGAUCCUCAUGGAGAGUUCAGUUUUGGUUCUCGUUGCACGACAACCUGUGAUGAGGGUUUUGUGCUGAAUGGGACUGCUGACACUGAGUGCACGGCUAUGAGCAACUGGAGCACAGACAUCCCACAUUGCUUGGCUAAGAAAUGCCCCACACUGAACUCUCCUGCUCACGGAUCCAUAAUUUGCUCUGAUCCUCAGGGAGAGUUCAGUUUUGGUUCUCGUUGCACGACAACGUGUGAUGAAGGAUUUGUGCUGAAUGGGACAGCUGACACCAAGUGCACGGCUAUGAGCAACUGGAGUACUGACAUACCUCAAUGUCUGGCCAGACGGUGUCCCACUCUGAACUCACCCUCUCAUGGGUCCUUAGUCUGCUCUAAUCCCCACAGAGAGUACAGUUUUGCUUCUGUGUGCACAUCAACAUGUGCAGAAGGUUUUGUGCUAAAUGGUACAGCUAUCACAGAGUGCACACCUCAAGGCAGGUGGAACAGAGCUGUUCCCCAUUGCUUAGCUGAAAGGUGUCCUAUUCUCACUCCUCCUUCUCAUGGGACUUUAGACUGCUCUCAUUCUCAUGGUGAGUUCAGUUUUGGCUCUAGGUGCACAUCAACCUGUGAGGACGGCUUUCUGCUAACUGGGAUUCCUGACACUGAAUGCACCUCUGCGGGCACAUGGAGCACAGAAAUACCAGGCUGUCAGGCACGCCAAUGCCCCCUGCUGGCCAAAUCACCACAGCAUGGGAGGAUGAACUGUAGCCAUCUGAACUCUCCUUUCAGUUAUGGCUCACAAUGUGACUUUAAAUGUAAUAAAGGUUUCUGGCUGAAAGGAACAUCUUCUAUGAUGUGCAACACCUCAGGUCACUGGAAUCAGGAUCCACCCACCUGCCAACCUGUACAGUGUAAGGCCAUCCGUGCCUUCUCCUCAGACCUGUCUAUGAAUUGCUCUCAUCCUCUGGGGAAUUUCAGCUUUAGCUCUGAAUGCGUUUUCAGCUGUAAAGAUGGAUUCACUCUCAAUGGCACAGCAGUGAUACUUUGCUCUGCCACUGGGAUCUGGAAUGGCAGCCUGCCCAGCUGUACAGGUAUGUCGAUAGGGACUGCCAUGUUGCUGUACACUGGCGCAGGGACGGGAAUUGCUGUUGUGAUACUUCUCCUGAUAGGACUGACUAUGCUGAUCAUGAAACAAUUUAAGAAAACAGGAAAUAUGAUCACUUCUGAUGUCCCGACAUGGGGUGAAAGAGAGAAUCCAGCAUUUGAGUUUUGACCUCUUGUUCCUUUUUUGAGAUGUGAUUUUACUUUUUGCUUGUUAUUAUUAUUAUUCUAAGAAGCUUGGCAGUUACUGCAUCUACUUGCUCGCGCUUAAGCAAUAGCAAUUCAUAUGACAGACUUCAUCCACGAUACAUAAAGUAUGUCUACAGCUGUUGCAUUAGGUCCUCCCUGAAAAUUUCCAAAA
Molecule: messenger RNA, 6237 nt
Organism: Pelmatolapia mariae (spotted tilapia)
Lineage: Eukaryota; Metazoa; Chordata; Actinopteri; Cichliformes; Cichlidae
Product: sushi, von Willebrand factor type A, EGF and pentraxin domain-containing protein 1-like
Exons: 33
Coding region: 1-6048 (2015 amino acids)
Biological process (GO): cell adhesion
Cellular component (GO): membrane
Molecular function (GO): calcium ion binding
Source: RefSeq, a predicted model, not a curated record